Notolabrus celidotus (New Zealand spotty) is the source of this 779-nucleotide messenger RNA. RefSeq names its product high affinity immunoglobulin epsilon receptor subunit gamma-like. Bases 195 to 530 code for a protein of 111 amino acids. Gene Ontology annotation, molecular function: IgE receptor activity. NCBI's taxonomy places the organism in Eukaryota, Metazoa, Chordata, Actinopteri, Labriformes, Labridae. Gene Ontology annotation, cellular component: Fc-epsilon receptor I complex. The transcript is spliced from 7 exons. The record is from RefSeq and is a predicted model, not a curated record. Gene Ontology annotation, biological process: cell surface receptor signaling pathway.
AGUGUGAACAGCCAAUGUCUGAGUCCAUUUGCCUGUAGUCAGUUCAGCCACUUCCUCUGAUCAGAGAGAGAAGGAGAUGUAAAGAGUGAGGCAAACAGAAACAGAGAGGCAGAAGACAAGAAGGAAACAGCUAAAAAAGAAGUAAAAGAGAGUCUUCAGAUAAACAGAGAAGGGGGAGAAUCUUCGAUGAGGGCAUGGAUGUGGAUAGUUUCUUCAGAGAGCCGGUCGUUUGCUAUGUUCUGGAUGUGAUCCUGAUAGUUUACUGUAUCAUCGCCACGGCAUUAUACUUCAGAGAAAAGUUUUCCUACAUCCCACCUGCAGUUGUUGCAGUGCCUGAGGAAAGUGCCCGCAUUUACCAGGAGCUUGAGAGGCCGAGGGAUGCUGAUCCGUACCAGGUGCUUGAACCAACAAAGAGAAAGAAAAAAGCAGCAAAGAAAAGGAAACCUAAGCCAACCUCAGAAGAGGAGAGGGAUAGAGACCCUAAUGAGUCUCAGUCCCAUGACUCAGCUCGACCUCUCCCUCCACUAUAAAGUCCUCCAUGGUCCCUCCUGCGACCAGAGACAGAACUGCUACUGGUGUUAUUAAUGUUUGACUGGCUUCAGCUUUUCAGAAGUUAAACUCUGUUUUGUUUGUCGUUGUAAACUAAAUGGAUAUUGAACUGACAAAAAUCCCAUCCCUUGGUUUCCAAUCUACUGUGUUGAGCCACUUUCACUUUGUUUUUUGCAUUUUAUAAACCAAAUAUUUAAUUAGACAGAAAUGAAUGAACUUAAAGCUGCUGU